Girardinichthys multiradiatus is the source of this 4376-nucleotide messenger RNA. Its product is annotated as suppressor of tumorigenicity 14 protein homolog. Lineage: Eukaryota; Metazoa; Chordata; Actinopteri; Cyprinodontiformes; Goodeidae. Gene Ontology annotation, biological process: proteolysis; acrosome reaction. The transcript is spliced from 19 exons. The coding region runs from base 387 to 2912 and encodes 841 amino acids. Gene Ontology annotation, molecular function: protein binding; serine-type endopeptidase activity. The record is from RefSeq and is a predicted model, not a curated record.
AGUACGGACCUCUGAACAGAACCGUCAGACCAGUUCGUGACGAGCGAACAGGAAAAACAGCUGGCGUGACUGUCCGCGCAGAGGCUGAUGGGAGCUCAGCUGUCAGGUGUGUCUCCGCCCGCAGACUCCUCCUCUCUGGUCACAGUUUCCUGUACAGUCAGGUUACCGAACCCAGCUCCCCGUCUGAGUUCCAGCCGAACCGACUCCCUCAUUCAAAACUCUGUAAGUUCUGAUAGUUGACUGUUUAGAAGGUCCCCCCAAGCCUCACCUGGACUCAGAGACACCUGCUGCCGCCAUGAGAGCGGAACCGUGUGAGCGGUAGAACUGAGAAUACACAGCAGAGUAUUAACGAAAAACUGGGCUGUCCGAACCAAAACCGUGGGGUCAUGGAUGCGCUGGAUUCUGGACAGAAGUUCAGUCCCACACAGGACUGGGAGGUCACAGAGCAGUUCCUGCAGGCCUCUGAUCCUAGGCAUCUGGAGAAGAAACCGGGCCAGAGGAGGAGGCUGUGGGUCGGACUGGGGCUGCUGUUUACAGCCGCCGCGCUGACUCUGCUGACCGGACUGCUGGUGUGGCACUUCCACUUGCGCAGUGACAUCAGAGUGAAGAAGGUCUACGUCGGCUCCAUGGGAAUCGGCAACAAGCCCUUCGUUGCAGAGUAUGAGGACCCCAGCAGCAGCCUGUUCAGGAGCCUGGCUGAUCUGGUCAACAAGCAGCUCAAACUGAUCUACUCUGAAAACUCAGUCCUUGCCAGAUACUUUAAAGGCUCCACAGUCCAGGCCUUCAGUGAAGGAGACGUCGACCCUGACGGCGUCGUGGCGUAUUACGAGUCGGAGUUUGAGCUCCCCGCCCCCCAGGAGGCCUCACUGAAUGAAGCCAUUCAGUCUCUGGAGCCACUGACAGGAAGUCUGCAGGUCCAGCGGGGACGACUGAUGCUGAAUCCCACCAUCGCUCUGACCGUCCGGAGCGUCUCGUCUGGAGCUCUGGAUCCACGGCUGACCAGGAUGAACAUAUCUGAGAGGAAUUCCAUAGAAGUACACGUUAGGAAAUCCGGCCACAUCGAUUCUCCCGGGUUCCCGGACACUUCUUAUCCACCCAGCAUGUCCCAGAAGUGGAGGCUUCGGGCCGACCGGGGACACAGGAUCCGGCUGGAUUUCCACACUUUGAUCCUGGAAGACGACUGUCAGAAUGACUUCAUCAAGAUCUACGACUCUCUGGCGCCCAUCGAGCCCCGACUUCUCACAGAACAGUGUGGUUACCCUCAUGGCUCCUUAUCCUUUGUGUCCUCUGGGAACGUCAUGCUGGUGAUGCUGGUCACCAACAAGGAGAAGAACUUCCCUGGAUUCAGAGCUUUCUACUCCCAGAUUCCUGCAGAUGAUGGAGAAUGUGGAGGGAAGCUGAUUGAAGAACGAGGAACCUUCUCCUCGCCGUUAUUCCCUGCCAACUAUCCCCCUAAAAGCUUCUGUACCUGGGACAUCCAGGUUCCCAAGGAAAGGGCUGUGAAGGUUCUGUUCAAGAAGUUUGCUGUGGGGAAGGACACACCAGGUUGUCUGGAUGACUACGUGGAGAUCAACAAUCAGAAGUUGUGUGGCAAUGAGUUAAAAACCACAAUGUUUACCAGCCAGAGCAACAAGAUGACCAUCCAGUUCAAAUCUGACCCGUCACACGUCUCCCAGGGGUUCGCAGCUGAGUACGAAGCCUUCAUCCCGACCAAUCCUUGUCCCGGGAAGUUCAGGUGCAGCAACAACAUGUGCAUCAACACCACCCAACACUGUGACGGCUUUAAUAACUGCGGAGACAACAGUGACGAGUUCAGCUGCAAGUGCAAGGCGAUGCAGAUGGAAUGUAAAAACGGUCUAUGUAAAAAGAAGUUCUGGAGAUGUGACGGCGUCGACGACUGUGGUGAUAACUCUGAUGAAGAAGGCUGUGUGAAAUGCACUGAUGGAGAGUUUUCCUGCAGAAACGGUCGUUGUAUCUCAAAGAAGUUGCUGUGUAACAACAAAGACGACUGCGGUGACGGUUCUGACGAGUCCAGGUGUGAAAAAUCUCUGUGGCUGCAGUGCUCCAACUUCACCUUCCGCUGCAGGAGCGGCCGCUGCAUCAGCAAACUGAACCCUGAGUGUGAUGGGGAGUUGGACUGUGAGGACGGUUCUGAUGAGGCCGACUGUCAGUGUGGCAUUCCGCCGUUUCGCAGCUCCCGGAUCAUCGGCGGCCAGGUGUCGCGGGAGGGGGAGUGGCCUUGGCAGGUGAGCCUCCACAUCACAGGGAAGGGACACACGUGUGGAGCGUCGGUGCUGAACAACCGCUGGCUGCUCACUGCCGCCCACUGCUUCCCGGACAAGUUCGCUCAGGCCAGCCAAUGGGAGGCCUUCCUGGGGCUGCAUGUGCAGGAUCAGACCAACGAGUGGACGGUGACCCGGAAGGUCAAGCAGAUCAUUGUCCAUGAGAAGUUUGACCACAUAAGCUUUGAUAACGACAUUGCCCUGAUAGAGCUGGACUCCAACCUCACCCUGAACCAGUACAUAUGGCCCAUCUGCCUGCCGUCUCCCACCUACGACUUUCCAGCAGGCCAAGAGGCGUGGAUCACCGGCUGGGGCGCCACGGUGGAGGGAGGUGCCAGUGCUAAGAUUCUGCAGAAAGCACAGGUCCGGAUAAUCAACAAUACGGUGUGCAAGGAUCUGCUGGAGAACCGGAUCAACGACAGGAUGCUGUGUGCCGGGAUCCUGACCGGAGGCGUGGACGCCUGUCAGGGCGACUCCGGCGGGCCUCUGGCCAUCACCAACCCCAGGGGGCGGAUCUUUGUGGCGGGCGUGGUGAGCUGGGGCGAAGGCUGUGCCCUCAGGGACAAACCUGGCAUCUACACCCGAAUAACGGAGUUCCGGAGCUGGAUAAAGGAGCACACUGGAGUUUAACUAGACCAAGAUCUAGACCAAGUUGUCCUCCUUCUCCAUCCAUCCAUCACCAUGAAUCCACGUGUUCUGCAUGUUUAAAUGUUUACGGAUCAGCGGUUUAAGGAACCAGACAUCAGAAACUGAGGGUUGUUGUUACAGAUCUGAGUUGCCAAAAUCUAAUUACUGUCUUUUGUUUCUAAAGUUGAAAUUAAAAAAUGUAUCUUGUUUGUUAUCCAGAUUCUCAGCUGCUUUGUUUUUGCACAGAUCUGUCAGGAAAUGAAUCCAAACGCUGUUGGGAGGGAGUGUGAUCAUGAUCAGGGCUGUUCCUAAAUACUGAAACUCUGGGCUUUCUGCUGACGUUUACCUGGACUGUAGAUUAAAUGUUAACAACUUUCUGCUUUUAGCUCAAACCAUGAACUCAGCCACUGAAGAAAUUCCUCACAUCCAGAGGUUCACCUUUAAUGGAAACUGGAAAGAUUUAAUUAUGAGACUCAUUGGAAACUUUCUGCUAAAAACUAAAUAUUUUUAACCAGCGAAGCAGAAAAUUAAAAACUAAUAUCCCGAGCUGGAAAAUUAAAAUAUCAGUAAAAGGUUUCUAGUUUAAAGCAAACAUUUAAUUAGAUAACCUUUAGGAAUAAUUUCACUGAUUAGCAGAAUAAGAAGGAAACCAGCAAACUGUUAAAGCAUCUGAUUUGCUGAAACCUAGAACCACACUUGAAUGAAGUCUAGAACUCUUGGGCUGUUUCUUGACAAGCUGUUGGGUCGCAUCAAACUUUGAGGAGUUCCUCAGAGUUGUGUGUUUGGCCCCUCAGAGCUUUAAAAACCUUUUAUGGUCUAUUAACACCUUUCUCCCUUUUUUACAGUUUUAGAAAAAGAUCUGUUUUAUUGUUAAUCAGAUUAUAUAUUAAGUAGAGAUUUUUAAUUUGAACAUAUCAGAUACAAUGGAUAUUUAGUAUGCAAAUUAGGCAUAACCACUAGAUGAUGGCAAAGUGCUUCCCAAAUUCCUGGGAAGUACAGAAUGUGCAUAAUCAAGAUUUAGUGGUAUACAUACCCCGCCGUGGCUGGGUCGAGCUGAAUAUUUGACAGUUGUCCAUAAGUGGCUGAACUCUGAUUUGAACUCUGAACAGAAGAACCGAAGGAGGUCCAACAGAACCAUGAGAGGUUCUUGUUUGCUCUCAGGAAUUAAUAUAGCUUGCAGUAAACCCUUUCAGGUCUUCCCACUUGUAUACUUUAGGAUGGGUUUAAUAUUGUGUUUGUUUACAGUUGUGCUUUUGCUGCAUUUUGUUGGUUGUUUGUGCUCUUUGUUUUUUUAAUAUUUUUCUAAUUUUUGUGUCUCCUCUGCCUUUGACUAGCAUUCAGUGAUGUCAUAAUUAUGAAGAUAGAUAUAUUAUUCUACCCAGAGACGUUUACUGUCUUCCAUCUAAAUAAACUUUAAAUUCUUACCUAAUCCUUUGCUCUAAAAAAAUAAAGUGAGACUGGAAACCA